Chiloscyllium plagiosum (whitespotted bambooshark) is the source of this 4878-nucleotide messenger RNA. It is a transcript of the gene ccdc13, whose product is annotated as coiled-coil domain containing 13. The record is from RefSeq and is a predicted model, not a curated record. Gene Ontology annotation, cellular component: centriolar satellite. Lineage: Eukaryota; Metazoa; Chordata; Chondrichthyes; Orectolobiformes; Hemiscylliidae. Gene Ontology annotation, biological process: cytoplasmic microtubule organization; non-motile cilium assembly.
GAGGCCUUGAAAGCGACCGGGUUAGGAGGGAAUCAGCAGAAAAAAUCCGCACCGGGGAACGUCCCAGGGAGGGAGAGGGUAAGGCCGGCUCAGCAACAGCGGCCGGGCCGUGCGGGGGGUUUAACUCGAUGGACAGCUCGGACGAGCUGGUGACCCAGGGCCUGAGGCAGCAGUUCCAGGCCCUGCAGGAGCAGCAGCAGCAGAGGAGGAGGCAGAGGAUGGCGCUUGUACGCUGUGAGAAGAAGGAGCAGGGCCCCGGCCCCGCGGGCACCUCCACACUGUCGGAGGAAGACCUGGGGCUGCAGCUGGUGAAGGCCGAGAUCUGCAGCACUACCGACAUCAGCAAAAGCUUGCUGGAGAACGAGAACGAGCUGCUACAGGAGCAGAUCCAUGAGCUAAGGGAUGAGAAUGGACGACUUUACAAACUCGUUAAUGAAAAAAAUUUCGAAAUCAAACACCUGAAAAAGAAAAGUGAGGAAGAUCGACUUGCUCUGGCAGGAACAGCUGGUAUAGCAGGGGACGUGGCUGCAACCAAAAUUGUCGAACUAUCCAAACGGAAUCGUGAGCUAACCGUGGAAAAUGAGAGCAUGAAAUCCAAAAUCAAGCAGCUGGGCAACAAGUUACAGGAGCUGGAAAAGCUUGAUGCCACUCAAACAGCCAGCACCAAAGAAUCAUCUGGACGCACCAACAAAGAAUUGUCUCCCAGGAUACAAAACAGCUCACUGCAGUCUGACAUCCUUGAUGCAAAAGCCCUACAUGAAAAACUUGCAGCAACCAAUCUAAAACUGAUUGAGUCUCGAAACCAAAUACUGAGUGUCAAACAAGAGUUGAAAAUGGCCCACAAGGUAUUAGCUAAUGAAGUGGGAGAAGAUGUGAAUAUUCAACAUUUAUUGAAUAACAAGGGGACAUGGCGCGGGAGAGCUCAGCAGAUCCAAAUCUUGCAGAAGAAGAUCCAAGAGUUGGUAAGCCAAAUGGGGCUAAAUAACCAGAAGGGACGGCCAUCUGAACACAGUGUGGAAGAGGAAAUGCUAGGUAUUUCAGGAUUGCGGCGUUUGUCAAAUCAAGACAAAAAUGUAGCAUACAUUCGUACACUAGAGAAAGAAAGAAAGGAAGCAUUGGAAAAAAUGACUGGUGACCAUGAGAGGUUGAAAAAAGAUCACGAGGAACUCAAAAAUAAAUUUGAUGGAUCAAAAGCCCGGAACAAAGUUCUGUCCAGUGAGCUCAAGAUUUUGAAGAGUCAAGUGGUGACCCUUCUUGAAAAAGGGAAGCAUGAUGAUGAACUGGUUGGUGCAUUGCUGAAACAGCAGAAACAAAUGCAGGAGAUUAUGGGCCGUUUAAGUCAGCAUGAGUCAAAGAAUAAGGACACCAGCCAAAUUCUGAGCCAGCAGCAGAACUGUGAAACCCAGAAGCAGGGCUCUGUGAUUGGAGAAUUAAAACAGAUGGUAACUGAGCGGGAAGCUAAAGUGAAAGAUCUUGAGAAAGAGAUCAAACAACUGUUACUAAAGCAACAUCAAGAGAAGAAGCUUUCAGAUGACCAGAUGGUGGUGAAUCUCCCCAAGUAUCGUCCUUCCUCAGCUCAGCUAGAUAAGACCAAUGGGCAUUCAACCGAGAAUUCUAUUUCAGCUGAUGCUGAAAUCACAGGGAGACCACUUUCUGCUCGAGCACUGUCCAAAAUGGGGCACACCCUGAUUGAAUGUGCAACAGUGCGACCCCUCUCAGGGAAUGCAGUCGGAAGGUGCAUCAGCGUGAAUGGAACUGAUGCAAAAGCUCUUCAGUUACAGUGCACAGAAUACAAAGCCUUUUACCAAGCCGCAGAAGUAGAAAGGGACAAACUAACGGAGCUAGUUACCAUUCUACAGAAGAGGUUAGAAGAUAGUAAUGACAAGAUUUUGGAAACUGAACAGAAGCUCCUCGAGCAGCGGCGGUGGUCUGUGACUUUGGAACAACAACUUGGAAAAGCCAAACUGGAUGCAGGAAAGACCCAUGACAAACCUUCAAGUAAAAAUAAAGCAAUUUCAUCCAGCAGCACAGGCCGUCAGUGUCAGAGCCUGUGUGGCAGUGGGGACCUAAUUCCUGGAAGGCCAUUGACCACAGCUUUGGAUAUUCAAGUGGAAGAACUGAAUACCCGACUUGCCAUACAGGUGGAUGAGAAUGAAGCCUUAAAAACCGCUUUGCAAAGCACUUUAAAAGCUAAAGAAGAAGAUCUGAAAUUGUACCAUGACACAGUGGCCCAAGUGAAGCAGGUCUUCUUGCAGGUUCUUCGACAGCACAAAGAGAAAACUUAAAUUGAGCACUUCCCCUGAAGAGACAUUUGUUGAUUUAUUGUUGAGGAGGCAUUUGAAGAACAGACAUGGUGAAAAGAGGAGAGGAACAAACUCAACUCAGUGCCACAUUAGCCCACACGAUUGUAAACUAGUCAUCGGACUCAUUGAGUGAUUAUCAGACAAUCAUUUGGUUCCUCUCUUGCCUUUUUUAACUGAAAGAACUGAGGAGCUAAAGUCAUGCAAGAUGUCAAAUGAGGCAAGUUAGUCAGCCCAUCUGUGAUCACUCUCAUCACGCUACCCGACUGUGCUUUAAAUUGCUCUUGGGGUUUUUAAUCCCAGUUGAAGUCCAUUUCAAGUAUGUAUCAAUUACAGUAAUGCCGGAAAAGGGACAAUAAAUAUAGGAAGCAGUUAGGACCAGAAACAGCUGUACCUUUUCUAACACUUACAUGUCAAUGAAAGGGAUUAAAAUUGGUUUGUAAGCGUUGUUUCUUUCCAAUAGACACAGCAACUGUUAAGGUUAACUCCAAAUUAAGCUCACUUUGUUCUGUGCAAUCAGAUAUCAAAGAUUGCAAAUCCACCUUAUAGGAAGCAGACGUCCAAUAACAGAGUUGAUGUGCCAAGUGUCUUAUAAAGUAUGUGAUUGAGAAAAUGAGAUACCUAUCUCACUGGUACCUUAAUACCAAUUUUCAUAUUCAGCAGAUUCUGGAGAUGCAAGUUUUAGAAAAUGUUAAUCAAAUCCAAUGCUGCAGUCACUCCAAUAGGAAUCUCUUUUUUAGAGCAAGGGCACAUCCAAAGGUGAGCAGAUGAAGAUACAAAAUUUGUCUAAAUGAAUUGCCAACAAUUCAGCAUUCUCUAUCUAAAGCUGGAAAUUUAGCCUGCCUCAGUUAUGUAUAUUCUUCCUUCCAUCAAGAUUGAGAUAUGUUGUUAGGGAUGUUGCAAAUUGCAGUGAGAGCUUACAGUGUCUACCCAAAGAAUACAUGAGAUGUCAAUAUCUGCCUGGCAGGAAGAUGUCACUUUCCCAUCACUGUUCUCCUUCAACUCAGUGAACAUGUAUACAUUGCAAACAAAUGCAGCGGUCCACUAGAUCUAAAUGUGUCUAUGUAUUAGCCUCAUCUAACAAUAAAUGUUCCUUCAUUUUGUUAACAGCUUAAUUUUAUUUUUGAAAAUCAAAAAAAUGAGAAAUAAAUCAAUGGAGGGAAUAGACUAUAAGUUUAACACAUGAUAAUAGAGAAAUGAAUGAGACUGAAGGUAGAUAAAUCUCCAGGAUCUGCUGUUUCCAAUAAAUAAACAAACCAAUGAAGAAAUUCCAAAUUUGUCAUGAUCUCCCAAAACUCUCUUUCAGGAGUUGAUACAUGUCACACAGACCGGAUAAGAAUGGAAGAUUUCUUUCCAUUAUUGAACUAGAUGGACUUUUAUGAUUUGAUUUAUUAUUGUCACAUGUACCUAGGUACAGUGAAAUGUUUUGCAUGCAGUACAGGCAGAUUAUAACAUACAAAGAUCACAAGGUUAUAGAACAGAGUGCUGCAAAGAAAGUGUACAAAAAGUAAGAUCAGCAUUGGAUUUGAAAUUGGAGAGGUCCAUUUAGAAGUCUAUUAAAUGUGGGGAAGAAACUGUUCUUGAACCUGUUGUUAUGUGUGUUUAUGUAUUUGUAUCUUGUGCCUCACAGAAGAGUUUGGAGGAGAUUAUAACCAGGGUGGAAUGGGGCUUUGAUGAUGUUGGCUGCCUUACAGAUGCAGCGAGAAGUAUAGUCAAUGGAUGGAAGGUUUGCUUGCAAGAUAGACUGGGCUGUGUUCACAAUUCUCUGUAGUUUCUUACGGUCCCGGACAAACCAGUUGCCAUUACCGAGCCAUGAUGCCUCAAAAUAGAAUGCUUUCUAUGGUGCAUCUGUAAAAGUUUGUAAAUGUUGAAUUUCCAUAGCUCUCUGAGGAAGAAGAGAGGUUGUUGUGCCUUCUUGACCAAUGCCUCAAUUUAGGGGGUCCAGGACAGAUUGUUAGUAAUCAUCACACCUUAGAACUUGACACCCUUGACCUCCUCCACCUCAGCUCCAUUGAUGUUGGGCGUGUCCUCCUCCUUGCUUCUGGAAGUCGAUAACCAGCUCUUUGGUUUUGCUGAUAUUGAGGGAGAGAUUGUUAUCUACACCACAAAGCCAAGCACUCUCUCUUUCCUAAGUCUGGGAGUUUGGAGAUUAGUUUAGUUGGGAUUAUAGUACUGAAGACAGAGCUGUAAACAAGAAGUAGAAGCCUGACAUAGGUUUCCUUAUUAUCCAGAUGUUCCAAUGAUGAGUGUAAGGAUAGGAAAAUGGCGUCUGCUGUGGAUCUGUUGCACCAGUAGACAAAUUGCAAGGAAUUGAGGCAAGCUGGGAGGCUAGAGUUGAUAUGAGCCAUGACUAACCCCUCGAAGCACUUCAUAAUUAUGGAUGUCAGAGCCACCAGGAUAAUCAACUAGUUACAUGAUCACCAUUAUUUAGUUAUAAUCAUACAAUACAGAAAAGGCUAUACACUCUAUGAAUCCAUACCACCAAAAAUACACUAUAUCUACACUAGUCAUAGAAUCAUUGAGUUAUAUAGCAUGGAAACAGACCCUUCAGUCCAAUUCAUCAUGCUGACUAGAAAUC